Molecule: messenger RNA, 774 nt
Organism: Nelumbo nucifera (sacred lotus)
Lineage: Eukaryota; Viridiplantae; Streptophyta; Magnoliopsida; Proteales; Nelumbonaceae
Product: cell number regulator 1-like
Source: RefSeq, a predicted model, not a curated record
UAAUUACAGGAAAUUGCUUCCCUCCUUCUUGAAACUACUACACAUUAAGACAUCUCUUCUUCUUUAUUUCUUUGAAGCGUUAUAUUCAUCAAAUUCGCAUAACAAAUGUACCCUUCUUAUCCAUAUGCCAAACAGGGAGUCCCAGUCCCAGUUCCACCUCCACUUCAAGCUCCGGGUGCCCCAGGACCAUGGUCGACCGGCCUUUGCCACUGUUGCGAUGAUCCCGCAAUCUGUUUGGUCACUUGUUGCUGCCCUUGUGUUACCUUCGGACAGAUUGCAGAGAUUGUGAACAGAGGUUCCCUGCCUUGUUCGGCAAGCUGUGUGAUCUAUGGGAUGUUACAAGCUAUUCCCAGUUUAUCAUGCUUGUAUUCGAGCUGCUAUCGCUCGAAACUGAGAGCCCAAUACGACCUGGAAGAGGCUCCCUGUGUGGAUUCCUUAGUUCACUUAUGUUGCGAGGCUUGUGCACUGUGUCAAGAAUACAGAGAGCUCAAGAACCGUGGAUUUGACAUGGGAAUAGGUUGGCAAGCAAACAUGGAUAGACAGAGACGUGGAAUUACAGUAGCUCCUGUUGUGGGAGCAGGCAUGGUGAGAUGAAGAGGAAGAUCUUCGAUACAAAUGCUGCAAACUUGUGUCUCUAUACAUGUUGCAGAUGUAUAUUUGCAUUAAGUUGGUUUUCUUGCUUCGGUAUUUAGAAUCAUUUUUCAAUGUAAGCAAGUUGAUUCCUUGAGACAGGAGGAGCCUUAAUGCAAACAUACAAAGCUUCGUUUUUCUCUA